Messenger RNA from Pocillopora damicornis (cauliflower coral), 3322 nucleotides. Its product is annotated as cerebellar degeneration-related protein 2. NCBI's taxonomy places the organism in Eukaryota, Metazoa, Cnidaria, Anthozoa, Scleractinia, Pocilloporidae. The record is from RefSeq and is a predicted model, not a curated record.
UUUACAUUCCCGGCAAUCUGUUCUGGUUUGGGUUUCUUUCGCCGACGAGAAGCGCGAUUUUUCGGGCGGGAUUGCGAUAUUAUUUGGGCGAGAAACCGAUAUGGCAAAUUUUUAGACAAUAUUUGGAAUCGCGUCCAUGGAGGUGAAUUCGUCGCUUUAUAAUUUGGAAUACAUCAGCGAUAGUAUGGAGCAGAAAGAUCGCGGAUCACAUUGCUGUACUGAUCUCGAGCUGGCGGCUGAGAUCGGCAAAAAUCUUCUGGAACGAAACAAAGAACUGGAAGUAAUGUUGAAGUCGUCACAUCACUAUCUCGAGGAGCAGUCCAUUAAAAAUGAGUUUCUUUCCAAACAACUGGAAACACUGCGGGAAUUGCAUGAUGGUCAAGUGAAGGCUUGUGAACAAAUGGAAUCCACUGCUUUGGAACUACAGAAUACUAACAAGGAAUUACAAAGUGAGACUGCGGUUAUGAGAAAACGCUACCAAACGCUUGUGCAAACCGUGGACUCCUUGGAAAAUAAGUGCGAUGAGUACAGGGUGCAGUUAGAAGAACUCCAAAUAGAAAGAAUGAGACUUCAGAGGGAGAUGGCCAACAGUCUGUCUCUCAAACUUACUCAGAAGGAGAAUGGGUACGAGUUAGGCAGCGACAACGAGUCUGAUCACACCGAAAAAGACGAGGCAGUUUUAAGUUUUAAGAAAGAUAUUGAAAUUCUCAACGAUAGGAUUAUGAAGUUAAAAAGACAACAUUCUGUUGAGAAGCGUCGAAGGGAAGAGCUCGAGAUUGAACUUUCGGAUUUGAUUCAUGAAAACCAGACACUUGAUCGAGAGCUUUGUCAUUUUGCGCAACAAGCAAAAUUGUGGCAAGAGCUUGAGAACGAGACCUCUUGUCUGGCUUUGUCAGUCGAUAAUGACUCGGCACAUAAUCGGCAAAUAUCGGAAAGCGUCGAAAAUAUCAGCUUGGAUGACGAUGACUCGUUUGUUCUUAUAGAUGAAGAACUGAAUCGCCAAAGCAGCGCUAUGUCGGAUCAAAGCGAGGUUGAAGUUUUAAGUCCGUCGCAUGAGGCGAAGUCUCCUCUCAAAGAGAACAGCACAUCGUUUUUGUCAGAGCUUGGAAGCCAAUAUCACGAGCUUGUUAGGAAAUACGACUCUCUGGUUGAGAGAUGCAAAAGCGAAGGAAUCGUUCAAGAUAUAGCUCCGAUUCCGACAGUACAGCGUGCGAUUCAAACUUCGCCACUGGACGAGAAACCCGACGUUCGAUUUGAAGAAAUAGGUUCACAAAAUAUUUCACGGCAAAACAGCUUAUCAGGGAACGGAAGGGAAUACAAGCAACUCUUCGCACAAAUCUACUCCAAAAUAGAGGAAUCCAAAACUUUUAAACCGGCAGACAGAAGCGAAUCUAAGGAGUGAUGUGAAAUGUCGAAAACUGCUCUGGAGCUUGGCUUUCCCACAAGUUAAAAGACGGUGCAAAUAAGGAGUGGAACGGGUAUCUUUGCGUGGUGAGAUUUCAUUUACACGAUUUCAUUUACUCGUGCCGAAAAUCACUUAGCUCGGAAAAACAUCUUACCAUGCAUGAUCUAUUUUACAGGAAAAAGGAUGUAUGCUUCCGGAUAAAGCUUUAAGGUGCAACUACCUAAACUCCCUAAAUUUCGUUGUAGCGAAAGUUUAAAAUUUAAUUCAACUGUAUAUACCAUAAGUUAAAUUGAUAUAUCAGACCACGAAGUUUCUAAUUUAGGGACAAUAAGCUAAUUAAUUUUUUUUCUUGUUUGCCAUUGUCUCGAAGAUCGCAAGUUAAUGGCUUAUAGUGGGCAGGGAACGCUGUCAAGGUGGUCCCAUCCUCCCCUCCCUGGGAGAGCUAACAUUUCAACGUGUUCGUUUAGAAAUUUAAUUUCUUGUCUUGAUACCUAUAGCGCACUCUUCAGUGGCCUUCUAAAGACUCAGAUUUUUGAGUGACUUCAUAUCGGCAAGUAGGAAACCAUGGCAAUCGUAAGGAACUUUCUUGAUAAAAUUUUAUCAUGCUCUGUAAGAUUUCGAAUUCUGGCAAAUACAUUUAGACACAGUGAUUUGGUCUUGUGUUCUGGACGAAAGCGAAGCGUUUGCCUAGCAAGUCAAUUUUAACCCCAAAUUAAUACAGAUACCAAACAGUAUCUGAUUUCUUGGUGUACAAAAUGUUUUUGCAAUUCUGAACAAGUAAGAUCUAUAAACUAACGUAACAUGAAUGUUUUGCUAAAUUUGCCGAGCAGGAGUGAUUAUUUUAGUACAAUUACCGCCCAGUUUCGUUACUUUAAAUAAACUUGAAAGAGAAAUUGAUACCUGUAGACUUUCCGGCAAAGUUUGAAGCGACUUGUCAGCUCCAGAAGGUCAGGCCAAGAUUUCAAAACCAACAUAAGAAGUAUCGCAGAGCAAACUUGAGUUUUCGUGACGAAUGAUCAAACAACAUAAUGAAUUUGAAAUCCUAGUUUUACAUGCAGACAUCAUUGUUGGUUUUAUGGCCAUUGUGUUGUUUUGUUGGCACAGUUAAUUAUUUUCUCAUUAAAUUGAAUUCUUUUGUUUAAAAAAUCGUUUUGUGAGCGCACUAUUCAUAACGUCAAAGAUCUCUUGAAAUCGCUGACCUUAACAAUGGAGAUUGCGAUAAAAAAUAACAAACAAGGAAAUCACAGCUAGUACAAACCAAUUAAUAUAAAUGAUAGGAUUCUUGUCUGGAAAAUAUUAAUUUGCAUAUUCGAAUAUAAUUCAAGUGUAAUAGGAAAUAUUAAGGAACAUAAUCAGACGGUGAACUGAUUGGAGCACAUUUCCAACGCUUAAAGCAACUUAUGUCAUUCUUCUUAGCCGAGACCAGGAAACUUAUCUUCUUCCCAUUACGGCGGUGAUUCGUAAUCAAGCGCCACAUGUGAUCAGAUUGGGCCAAUCACAGUUGAGGGAAAUUUGGCCUGGUUUAAGGACUUCAACAAAAAGUCCUAAGUUGAUUCAGAGUACUCAAAAGUGUCUUAGUGAAAAAUAAAAUUUUCCUUCAAAGCAAAACACAAAAACUUUUUCGACGACUCGAUUUAAUGGUUUCCUUUUUCUCUUCUCUCUAUUAAAGCAAGAGUGUAAAUAAUAUCUAGUAUUUAACAGGAUUAACGUGUGCUCAAGAUCUCUUAAGAUGACAAUUUCUCAGUGUAAGCGUCGAUCGCGUAACUGAGUUUAGUACAAAAACUCGUUGAUUAUCCUACAGUCACCCGAGAACAUAAAAAUACCUCCUCUUGUGUGAUCGGGGGUGGAGGGUGUGUGAUAAACCCCCUCAACUUAAAAAAAAAACGGUCACGAAUAAUAGCAGCCGUCUGCUUACAA